Messenger RNA from Cyphellophora europaea CBS 101466, 612 nucleotides. RefSeq lists its product as uncharacterized. Gene Ontology annotation, biological process: dolichol-linked oligosaccharide biosynthetic process. Gene Ontology annotation, molecular function: hexosyltransferase activity. Lineage: Eukaryota; Fungi; Ascomycota; Eurotiomycetes; Chaetothyriales; Cyphellophoraceae. Gene Ontology annotation, cellular component: UDP-N-acetylglucosamine transferase complex; extrinsic component of endoplasmic reticulum membrane. The record is from RefSeq and is a predicted model, not a curated record. The transcript has 2 exons. Bases 1 to 612 code for a protein of 203 amino acids.
AUGCGACUCGACCCGAACACUCCUCCGGUUUCAGCGGGUGGGAAACGUCUCUUCGUCACCAUCGGUGCGACUGCUCCGUUCAACAGCCUCAUCCGCGCGGUGCUCGCCCACGGCUUUCUCCAAGCCCUAACCGAUCACCACUUCACCGAGCUGCGCAUCCAGCACGGUGAUGGUGGAGCGCACAUUUUGCAGGAGGCCGACCUGUCCAACAUCAAAGAGCGAUAUGGACUGACGGUGACGGGCUUCGAUUUCAAGAAAGAGGGUCUGAACGGUGAGCUGGCUGCAUUGCAGAGCAAUGAUGUCGAGAAGGAGGGUGCAGUUGUAAGUCAUGCGGGCAGUGGAAGUGUCUUGGACGCAUUGCGUAUGAAUGUGCCGCUUGUCGUGGUGCCGAACGAAGAUUUACUGCACAACCACCAAGUGGAGUUGGCGGAAGUGCUGGAAAAGCAGAAAUACGUGGUGCAUGGCAAGCUCGGAGAUCUUGCCGCAGCGAUAGCACGGGUUGAGCAGCUGCGCCGGGCAGCGCGACAGUGGCCUCCUGUCACAAGCGGAGAGGAGAAGUAUCAGAAAGGCUUGAAGGGUGUUUUGGAUGAAGAAAUGGGCUGGGUGGACUAG